Molecule: messenger RNA, 759 nt
Organism: Candidozyma haemuli
Lineage: Eukaryota; Fungi; Ascomycota; Pichiomycetes; Serinales; Metschnikowiaceae
Exons: 2
Coding region: 1-759 (252 amino acids)
Biological process (GO): post-translational protein targeting to endoplasmic reticulum membrane
Cellular component (GO): TRC complex
Source: RefSeq, a predicted model, not a curated record
AUGAGUAUCAAUACAAAUGAAUUUCCGCCUGGCUUGUCUUUAGAAGAUGUCGCUAGCAAAGAGAAUAUCCAGCUUUCCAAGUUUGAUUCAGAUAUAGCAUGGAAGAUCGGAACAUUGGCAAAACAAAGGGCCAUUGACUAUCGUCUUUCCAGACCAAUUUUGAUCGAUAUUACUACAACAGAUGGGACAACUUAUUUUCAUAGUCCAUCAAGACCUUCGACUGUAAAGGACAAUGAUAUUUGGGUAGAGAGGAAGCGGAGAACAGUAUUCCGUUUUGGCUUCUCCAGCUACUACAUGGGCCAGAAACUUAAGCUGAAAGACACAAAAAACUUAGAGGAAGCUUUCUACAUCAGCAGUAUUGAUUAUGCUGUUCAUGGCGGGUCUGUGCCUAUAAGACUAAAGAACUUUGACGGUGUUGUUGCAGCCCUUACCAUAAGCGGCCUCAAACAGGAGGAAGACCACGCGUUUGCCCUCCAGAUACUCGAAGAAGUUAAGAUUUCUAGAGAACCUCGCUAUGGUAAUCGGCAUAUGGAUGUGUCUUGUAUUUCUUCUGCUUUGAUAGUAAACCUGAAUAUUGGCCAAGAGGAGGAGGAAGAGGAGGAAGAGGAGGAAGAGGAGGAAGAGGAGGAAGAGGAGGAAGAGGAGGAAGAGGAGGAAGAGGAGGAAGAGGAGGAAGAGGAGGAAGAGGAGGAAGAGGAGGAAACAAGUGUGAAAUUUCGGGUCAGUUUUACCUAUAAAUGUUUUUAUUUUGUCGAGUAG